Penaeus vannamei (Pacific white shrimp) is the source of this 3666-nucleotide messenger RNA. Lineage: Eukaryota; Metazoa; Arthropoda; Malacostraca; Decapoda; Penaeidae. The record is from RefSeq and is a predicted model, not a curated record.
ACUCCAUGGGAUGGUAAUGGUGUUUGAAGGUGCCGUGCAAGAUGGCAUUGUAGCCCUUUGUGAGAUGUGGUGGAAGAAGCAGCUGGAUGAGCGAGAGCAUGUUAUUAUCAACAUCUUGCCAAUUGUGUUGGAUGCAACAUCAACGAAGAAUGCUCGGAGGAAAGAAGUGCAGAAUUUGUGGGCUUUGCGGGAUGCUCUGCAGCUGAUCCCACUUUCUGACCCAGAAUGUCAGUUGCUGGUAGAGAAACUGAUUGCUUGCAGUUCAAAUACCCUUUUUGUCUCUUGCGAUGAAGGGAUCAAAUGGUUGUCAGGAUUGUUUUCAAGGGAAUCCAUGGUAAUUCCCAUGCACCGUGGCAUAAAGACUGUACUUCCAGGUUGCACGCGAGCACAGAGCUCAAAAUAUGCUGAAGUUUAUUUCCGAAGUUGGAAGAAUAGCCAGGGUACAGUGAAGCAGAUGUUAGAAGAAGAGUGUAUCCAAGAUCUGAUGUACGCUGCAGUACACGUCGAUCCAAUGGCAGGUCGACUGUCGGCCAACCUCCAUCACUUCCUUCACCACUUCCAUCGUCACAAGAAACAUCACACUGUUGCUACUAUGGUCUAUACCCUCUAUGAUCCUUUUAUGUGGCGGUCCCUCAAGGCAGCCAAUGGAUUUGUGCGUAUGAAUGCUACAGGACUUCUCUGUGAUGCCUUCCCUCUGUUGGAUAACACCAUGAAUCAAGAGGAGAGGGAAGGGCUGUUAGAGAAACAGUAUCACACGAUGAUCACCUUGCUGACUGACCCUUGUCAUCUUGUGAGAAUUAAAGCUAUUAAAGGUGUCACUAGCAUUUUAGCCAACUACUGGCUCAUGAUCCCAUCAAACGUCAUAAAGACAGUGUUCCAGAAGCUUCUGUCAGAUUUGCUCUACGAUGCCUCGUCAGCAGAAGUCAGAACCCAAGUGCUUAAGGGUAUUAUCCUCAUGUUAGAUUCCAAUGAUGCUGUACCAUUUUUGAAAGAAGUCUUACCUCGUAUUGGAGAUGCCUUUGACGAUAUCAAUGGAAAUGUUCGUUCUACCUUUGUGAAGUUGUUGUUGAAGGUUAAAUCAUUAAAGAUUAUCAGGUAUUGGGACAUAGUGCCGAUGAACCACAUCCUGCAUCGUUUGGAGGAAGAUACACCUGUCAUAUGCAAACUCAUAACUCAGUUGUUGUUGAAUACAUUCCAUCCCAUUCAGAGAGAAGACCAGGAACUCUUGCACCGAACCUUGGCCUUACUUGAGGAAAAUCGAGCUGCAGCACGUAGAUUUUACCAGUAUACAAGCCGGAAGCUGGAUCUGCCGAGCAAUGUUCACUUCAUGCUCCUGAUACUGCGAUGUCUCCGAAAUUACUUACUAAACCAACAGGCUCAAGAGGGUCAGCAAGAAACAGAUCAUGAAACUAGUAACACCAGUCCUGAAGAAAGAACAAGUCCCAGUGUAGGAAGUCAAAAGAACUUGAAGCUAGGGUUAGGAGUGGCACCUGAUAACAAAGAAAAUAGAGUUCCAAGCCAGAGGAAAGCCGUUUCUGCUGCUGCCAAGGAAAGUGAGGAGAGGAAAGAUGUGAGUGAUGAUGAACAAACUGCUGAUGAUAGUGCAUCUCCACUCGACAACCCUGCAGUUAUAGGUGGACUCUUUGAUACCAUUGUCAUUAUUUGGACAACUAAUGCUCACAGGUUGGCACAGCCAGAAAAUGAGAAGUACAUUGAAGCAAUACGAACUAGGGUGUCCAAAAGCAUGCCCCUUUUCUUCAAAGCCUUCAAGGAAAACGAUGAGGUAUCCCAGACUCUUCUGUAUCUGUCCAGCUUCCUUCCCAAAGCCUUAGUGCCUACCAUUGUCAGUCACUGUAUGUCACGGCUAAGAGGACUGCAGCAAGACCAGGACAAGGAAGAAUCUUAUGUCACAUAUGUAAAUGCUCUGUGCAACUGGAAUCGUGUAGAUGACAUCUUGGAACUGGCAACAGAAUGGCUGAAUGAAGGUUUUAGUGCUGGUGUAACUACAAGUAGUAAGGAACGCAGGAAAAGCCGCAAAGGUGUGCGAUUCCAAGAGGAACUUUCACCACAACCUCUGUUGGCUCUACGUCUUGUUGGUCACAUCCUACAGCAUCCAUUAAAUAAACUUGCAGCUCUUGGAAGAAACAGACAUCUUUUAGUACAAAUGUCAGAGAACAUGGCGAAUGUGAAGGGUCUUUUAGGUGAUCGUUUGAACCAAACAGAAGAGCUCUCAGCACUAUGCUCCGACAGAUUCCUGUGUGAGUGUUGGGCUCAGUACUUGAGUUUGGUUGCAGUUCUUCAUAACCCACCUCACAUAUCCGAAGAACCUCGCGAGAAGAGGAGAGGAGCAGUAUGUGAAAAAGAGAUUCCAGUGGAUGAUAUAUAUGACAGCACUGCCACUGUAGUUACCUGUAUAGAUUGGUGCAGAAGAGUCUUGAUACCAACAUUGGGGGAGGAGCAGAGUGGCAAGAGAAAAUUAAGAGCAGGAGAAGAUGCUCCAGUGCUUGCUGUAAGUGCCUUGAGUGACCUUCUUGCUUGCAUCACCAAUUUACUCAUUGUUGGAGCUGGAGGUCCUUCCUUUGCCUAUAAAGCCUGUGGAUUCACUGAAGAACUUUUAAAAACUGAUGCCUCGGACAAGUUUUGGCAGAAAAGUCUGGUACUGGCACAAGAAGCGUACGGGUUCCUUGAAGUGUAUGGGACCCAAAGUGAUGACCUUGAAGAGUUUGGAGGGGUCAGUCCAGAGCAGUUGAUAAAUACUUGUUUGACUUCAAUAUCAGAUUUCUGCAAACAACAAGAAAAAUUGCCUCAGGAUGGAGACCUUGCUAACAUGCUGGCCCUGGUAUUGACAUCUUUUGGUAAUUCAUCAAAUUCAUGUGCAAUGAAAUAUCUGGUGUCUUCUGUGAUAGAUCAUCUCAGUUGGCAUAUUGAUAAGGUGAAAGGUGUGGACACAGAUGUGAACUCAGUCAAAGAAAUUGGUGGAUUUGUUGCCUUAACAGUAGGAGUGUGUCAGAGCCGUGCAAAACUUUCAGCAGCCUUUAUCACAUCCUUUAUGAAGCUGACCUUAGCGGUACAAGACAUAACAUCACUCCUGGCUUGUACACAUUUGCUCAAGGUCUUGAUAAGAGACAGUGGCAAGAUUUCCCCAUCUAGUCUCAAGCAAGCCGUGGUUAGAGUCGAUUCUGUAAUGUCAAGAAUUGUAUUCCCUACCUGUCCUGAGGAAGAAGAUCCUGAUAAAAAGUCAGCCUAUGGAGUGUACGAGAGAUAUACAGCAGCUUCGAGGGACAUAAUCCAAGAUAUGAAGGAUACGCUUGGAGUGAUAUAGACUAAUAAAUUCAACAUAGGCAAAUUUACGAAACUAUUGUUUAUUUAACAAUUUUGUGUAUUUGUAUUUGCAUUACAAAGGAUCAUGUUUUUUGUAAUCAUUGAUAAACUAGGUGUCUUAUAUUCUCUUUUGCCUUCGAUCAAAUAAAUUUAUCUAUUUUCAUUAUAUCAUGCAUAUGUCAUCUUUCUUGAUUCUAAGAUUAUUGUAUAGAUAUCUUUGCAAAAUGCACUUUCAUUUUUUAUACCAUUGUUUAUAUAUUAAAGACUUAAUAGACUGUUUCUUUCAUUAAACUACAUUUCUUUUUCAAUGCCAAGAGAUAGGUGUUAGUAAUAAAAUGAAAUAAG